UUCAAAUUUUAAUAUGUUGCAAAACUAACCAAACAAAAUAAUAGUACUAGUUGAAGAUUUAGGGCGGGAGCUAAGAAAAAGCUUGAGGAACCAAACUUUGCAAUCCCACUUCAACUCCAAAACCAGUUUCGGGAUACUACACAUUGAAAUGGAGAUUCAAGGACACUGAUAUCAUUACUAACUCUGCCUCUGUGCUAUGUUUACAUGUACCCAUCAUUUGCAUGUACCCAUUUUUCAAGCAAACACAGUGUCUUCACUCCUCACUUUCUCAUUGUUCUACACUCCUACACCACUCUUUAUCUCAUAAAUCCUCUAACUUUCUCAAAACCGUCCAUGCCCACUUCCUCAAAUUGGGUCUUAAUACCUAUACAUAUUUGGGUAAUCGCUGUAUCGAUCUUUAUACUGAAUUUGGUCACAUUAAUGAUGCCUUGAAGGUGUUUGAGGAUAUUUCUUAUAAGAACUCCACUUCCUGGAACAUUUGCUUGAAAGGGUUGUUCAAAAGUGGACAAUUUGGCAAGGCCUGCCACAUGUUUGAUGGAAUGCCUCUUAGAGAUGUUGUUAGUUGGAACACUAUGAUUUCGGGUUAUGCUUCAUGUGGGUUUUCUAGUCAUGCCUUGGAGCUUUUUGUUGAAAUGCAAGGUGUUGGUGUGAGACCGAGUGUGUUCACUUUCUCAAUUUUAACAUCGGUUGUGUCGAGUCCUUGUCAUGCUAAGCAGGUUCAUGGUAGGAUGAUUAGAAGUUGGAUGGAUUUGUCUAAUGUGGUGAUUGGAAAUUCGUUGAUAACUAUGUAUGGGAAGUUUGGUCUUGUUGAUUAUUCUUUUGGCGUGAUUUUGACUAUGAAGCAGCUUGAUGUUAUAUCUUGGAAUUCUUUGAUAUGGGCUUGUCAUAGAGCUGGGUGCCAAGAGCUUGCUCUAGAGCAGUUCUGUUGUAUGAGAGCUGCUGAGUUGUUACCUGAUCAGUUUACGUGUUCAACAUUGAUGAGUGUCUGUUCCAGCUUGCGAGAUUUGGAAAAGGGUAAGCAAGUUUUUGCCUUUUGUUUCAAGGUGGGAUUUGUUUAUAAUAGCAUUGUAUCAGGUGCUGCUAUUGACCUCUUUUCCAAAUGCAACAGAUUGGAGGACGCUGUCCGCCACUUUAAAGAACAAGAACAAUGGGAUUCGGCUCUAUGCAAUUCCAUGAUUUCAUGUUAUGCUAGACAUGGUUUGGGGGAAGAUGCUCUUCAGCUCUUUGUGCUGACCUUGAGGAAGAAUAUCAGACCAACGGAAUAUACCGUUAGCUGUCUUCUGAGUUCUGUUUCUAUUUUCUUGCCAGUCGAACUGGGUAAUCAAGUACAUGCUUUGGUUCCUAAGUUGGGUUUCGAAUCAGAUGCAGUUGUUGCCAAUUCACUUGUUGAUAUGUAUGCUAAAUUUGGAUUUAUUGAUGAUGCCUUGAAUAUCUUCAACGAAAUAAAAGCAAAAGAUUUGGUAUCAUGGAACACUAUAAUGAUGGGACUGUGUUACAAUGGCAGAGUGUCUGUGACCUUGGAUCUCUUCAAGGAGUUGAUAAGAGAAGGAAUGCCACCGGAUCGAAUAACAUUUGCGGCAGUUCUACUAGCAUGCAACUAUGGGAGUAUGGUUGAUGAAGGAAUUAAGAUAUUUUCUCUAAUGGAGAUGGAAUUCGGAGUAAAACCAGAGGAAGAACACUAUUCAUAUGUUGUAGAGAUCUUAUGUAGAGCUGGUAAGGUCAAAGAAGCCAUUGACAUUGUGGAAAAAAUGUCGUGUGGAACCACCCCUGACAUUUGGAGGUCAAUUAUUUCUGCGUGUGCAAGAUAUGGAGACUUGCAAGCUACUGAAAUAGUUGCAACUAAAAUAAUGGAGAGCUCACCACAGACAUCCUUACCGUACUUGGUGUUGGCUCAGGUAUAUCAGAUCAGUGGCCGUUGGGAGAGCACAGUUCGAGUGAGGAAGGCUCUGGGAAAUAGAGGUAGUAAAGAGCUCAUUGGAUACAGUUGGGUGGGAAUAAAAAACCAUGUAUAUACUUUUGGAUCAAACCAAUUACAGCAUUAUGGUGGCAAAGAUAUUUAUCUGCUACUCAAUUUACUGGUCUGGGAGAUAGAGACUGAUUUUAAUGUCUAAAAAUUGUGUGCAGUUGGAGGGGAAUAUGGAUAUUUGAAUUGAAGUGGGUUACAAUUUACAAACUCUGAUUCUGAAUUCUGGGCGAUCAUAUAAUUGGAGUUACAAGCUAGGAUUAGUAAUGCUGGAAACGGGAUGAAAAUGAAGCAGAUACAAAAUAAAGAUUACAUAAAUUUUUUUAUAAGCAAACAUUAGUAUAUAACUUGUUAGGGAAAUGAGGAAACUUUAGUAGCAGAUAUCAUACUUUGAAGUUUGAACCUCCUUCGUAAUGGUUUUUGGAAGCCUCAACUUGAACAAUUGGAUUAAUCAUUCUGAUACAUCAACUUUUUUACAAUAGAAGCACUUAAUUAACACAUUAGAUGUAUUUGUACUGUGAAAUUGCUAAUUACAAUUAUGCUCAUAUCAGUUUAAUUGUGUCUUA
Messenger RNA from Lathyrus oleraceus (garden pea), 2529 nucleotides. Its product is annotated as pentatricopeptide repeat-containing protein At1g43980, mitochondrial. The transcript has a single exon. The coding region runs from base 222 to 2111 and encodes 629 amino acids. Gene Ontology annotation, biological process: RNA modification. The record is from RefSeq and is a predicted model, not a curated record. Gene Ontology annotation, molecular function: RNA binding; protein binding. Lineage: Eukaryota; Viridiplantae; Streptophyta; Magnoliopsida; Fabales; Fabaceae.